Molecule: messenger RNA, 3958 nt
Organism: Paramuricea clavata
Lineage: Eukaryota; Metazoa; Cnidaria; Anthozoa; Malacalcyonacea; Plexauridae
Source: the annotation of a GenBank genome assembly
AUGUGCAAAAUUGGUCGUACUAUAUCUCAGGAACGUGUUAUUCGCUGUGGUGUACCACAAGGCUCUACUUUGGGGCCGUUAUUAUUUUUACUUUACGUAAAUGACCUCCCAAGUUGCCUAUCUCAUUCAAUAGCUAGUAUGUUCGCUGACGAUACAAAUUUAACAACAUCUGGGAAGUCCAUAGAAGAUAUACAAAACCAGUUAAAUUCUGAUUUAGAAAAUAUUCAUACGUGGCUGUUAACCAACAAAUUGACUCUUAACAAAGAAAAAACUGAGUAUAUGAUAAUUAGCUCUCGGCAACGGUUAGCGAAAAUUGAUGACGAUCCGAAGAUAAGUCUUGACGGUAUUGAUACAAAAAGAGUUAAACAAGCAAAAACAUUAGGUAUUGUCAUCGACGAAAAAUUACUAUGGAAAAAUCAAAUUGAUGAAAUAACUACCAAAGUUUCUAGAGGAAUUGGCAUGUUAAGGAGAAUGAAAGCCUAUGUUCCCGGCCCCAGGAAACUUUAAGGACUGUUUAUAGUGCACUGAUAAUGCCACAUUUCGACUAUUGUAGCCUUGUCUGGGAUAAUUGCAGUAAUUAUCUACUAGAAAAAUUACAAAAACUGCAGAACAGGGCUGCAAGAGUCAUAACUGGAAAAUCCUAUGAAACUCGUUCAAGUGAGAUUUUAAAAAACUUAGGGUGGCAACCGUUGCUAGACCGAAGAAAAGACAAAAGAGCAUUAUUUAUGUUUAAAAUAAGAAAUAAUGAGUUUCCCAAAUGCCUGACGAGCAUGUUUAACACUAGCAACAAUAAAAACUAUAACCUUCGCAGUAACGAAUUAGAUUUUGCACUUCCAAAGCCGAAUACGAAUUAUUUGAAAAAAAGCUUCAGUUAUUCAGGUGCUGCGCUUUGGAAUGAUCUGCCGAAGCACGCAAAAGAUAGAGCAAUAUCAGUUGGUCAGUUCAGGGCUAUUCUCAAUAACAUGGAAGAACGAGCUUGUAAAUAGAGUAAUACUAAUACCUUUUAUAACAUUUUAUACCUUUUUUAGAAGUUCUUUUAUAGUGUGUAAUAGAUGUAAAAUUUUGUUUUUGUGCCUUAAUUUAGCAACGGCCCCUUGAAAAUCAGUCGUAAUUCACUGAAGGGCCUACCGUUGUAAAAUAAGAUUAAAUAAUAAUAAAUAAUAAUAAUAAUGCGCUGAUCGGACUGUACUGCAUCUUUAAGAUUUUGGUUUACGAAACACAAACAGUGCUCAAUACCAUAUAGAUCGAGCGUUUCGUUUUACAUCAAAAAACCCACUACAGUCUGUUUCACCGAUCCGUAUAGGAAUCGUCAGGUGCAUGGUGAGUAAUUUCGAAAAUAUAAGUUGCUUUUAUCCUAUCUAAAGAAUGCGCGGAAUGCGUGUAGGCAAAACAAUGCUUAGGCGCGCGCGAAAAAAUUAAUGCUUAGGCGAAACAGUGAUCAUUAUAUUUUGUUAACGACUUUGUUUACUCGAAACCGGUUUUUGUGACGACACUUGUCGAAAAUUUCGCUUCUUUUAUUGAGUAAAUCGUCUUUGUUUAUGUCUUUCAAAAUGCAAUUUUUUUCUUCCAAACAUAAAUUGCAGCGUUUUGAUCCCCCUGUGUACGAAAUCGCGUGUUUUAAAAUUGACCAUUUGAUGGUAUAAUCAUUAUUGUUUUCUUUUAAUUUCCAAAUAUGUUUCGAAAGUUCCGUUUUGUUUGAGUCUUUUUCAUGACGAAAAGAUGAAGUGUGGUUAGCGUAAUGUUCCUUAAAUGUAGUCGUUGUCACACCAAUGUAGUGUUUAGUGUCGCUCGUGUUGUUGGUUGUGACUGUGUAAAUAAUGUUGUUGGUCAUAUAUUGUUUCGGUAGUGGGCAAGUGUUUUUAUUGUUUUACAGUUGUCAGUUUCCUUUUUCUGUGAUUGGCUGUUCCUAAUUAUAUGUGCGUUGUGUUUGGUGAUUAUAGACUUAACUUUGUUCAUGCAAUUACUUUUAAAGUGUUUCUGUUGAAAAUCUUGUUUAGUUUGUGCUGUAGUGGAAAGUGUUUGUCAAUUAAACUUAAGAAUUCCCGUCCUAUGAUCGUGUUGACACUCUUACUAAAUGGUUGGUUGAGAUAUUUUCGGCGAAAGGCAAAUAUACAAUAAUUUCAAAAAUUAAAACUGAGCAACACGACGAAACCUAAUUUAACGUCCUUCAUAGCAAAUCCGUCAGCCCAAAUGCUUAAAAACUUUAACAAAAUAAGUCUGUGUAUCACUGGGGACCCACCCCCCCCUCCCCUGACCCCACACACACACACAGCAGCUUUAACUGUUUCUCCGCAACUUUAGCAUCAAAACUUUCUCAAAAUUUUGUAUUGUUUUUGCUCCCUCGCUCACUUGAAAAUUCAAGCGACAGUAAAAGCAUGCGCGUGACGUCACCGAGUACCUAUUAGGAGAAUUUCAAAGUUGAACUUUGAGUAAAAUUGUUUACCAUGUAAUAUCUUCUACUUAUAUUAUAUCAUAAAAGAAAUAGAAAAACUCGGCUCGUGCGUUUAUGGUGUGAUAAUGCACUCCAGGAAUGUUGGAAGAACACUCGAGAAGCGUGUAAAACACUUGGCUACGCCUCGUGUUUUAUACGCUUCUCUCGUAUUCUGCUAACAUUUCCAGUGUGCAUUAUCACACCAUAAACGCACGCGACUCGUUUUCUAAUAAUUUUUCCGCAAGAUCAGCUGCAAAAUGAUUCGGUACACAUUUUUUAAAGCUACGUACGUGCUGUAAUGUAUUGCAAAGGUUGCCUAGGAAACUUAAUCUUAAGUUCAGCAUACACUAGUAGAUGCUCACUGAUUUGUGCAUUCGAUAUUCCACUUCGGUAGACUGAUGACUUCGACGAUACUGGGCGAACAUCUAGCAAUGAUUAAGUUGAGUCUGUGAUCCUAUUUGGCGAUUUAAUGAUUGAGUGAUUUUUUUCUAUUCAUUUAAAAAUCUACUCAUAGUUUUGCAUUCUAUACAAUUAUUCUUUUUUCCGAUUAUUAUUCAGUAUAAAUACAGACUUUGGUUAAAAACAGUCUCUGUAAAAUUACAAUACAUUCUCUGUCGUUCAAGCUGCCUGUACUUGUUACUGUAAAAUUACAGGGUUUUUUUUAAAGUGUACUUUAAACUCGACACCAAUUUCCGAUAUAUUUUUAGUGGAUAUAUUUUUGUCUUGUUAGUGGACUCAUUCUCGUGCAAUUUUGUGGAUUUCUACGGUUGCCAAUGGAGUGAGGAUGCCAACGAUGAUUUCAAUUGGAUCAGAGGUUCAGGUCAUAAGGCCUCAAGAAAAACCGGUCCAACUACCGAUCAUACUAGGGGUGUAGGUAAGCUAGGCUAUAUGUUCUAUACUGAUCACUACACUGGCUAUUUUAAUUUCACCAUAAUGUUCUAUAUUUACUAACAUUUUCAUGUCAUUAUUCUUGUGUUGAUGCAGUUUAGCUUGAAGUAUAGGCUACAUUAUGACAACAAUACUUUUGAAAUCUAAAUCUAUUUAAUUGUUUACUUGACAAUAAACAAUAAAGAUUAUUAUCAUAACAAUCAUAUUUAUAUUCAAUCAUCAUAAUCAUAAUAUAUCGGUAUUGUUAUAUACCAUCGCUAUAUCCCAUCAUCGUCAUCAUCAACCAUCAUUAUCAUCCACAUAAACACAUGAAUUAUUGCCACUAGUACAGAAUUACUAGCUUAAGACAUGCAAUGAUAUUAUAAGAUAAAAUCGCUGAUAUGAAAUCCAAAAUUUUUAUACAAUUUUUUUAUACUAGGUCUUCUAGCAAACAAGAACCAAGGUCCUGGCUCAUUACAACAUCGCGGACGCAAAUGUAUUCGUGUUAUCGGGGACGCCUAUAAUAGACCAAAAGAUGGACAAUCCCUCGUGCUAGACCAAGGCUGUUGGAAAGGUCAGCAAGAGUUGCAGCUAUGGCCGAAUGGAACAUUGAUGUUAACUAGACAUGGCAUGUGCGCAAAGCCUAAUGCUACUGGACAG